Leptopilina heterotoma is the source of this 1800-nucleotide messenger RNA. RefSeq lists its product as uncharacterized. Lineage: Eukaryota; Metazoa; Arthropoda; Insecta; Hymenoptera; Figitidae. The transcript has 2 exons. Bases 144 to 1700 code for a protein of 518 amino acids. The record is from RefSeq and is a predicted model, not a curated record.
AAAGUAUCUAAACUUAUUAGGUGGAUUCUUUUAUAUAAGUACCUCAAUUACUUCAACAAUUUUUGUUUGUUAUUAUAACAAAAGUAAAGUACAACAAGGCAAAGCAUAAGAGAAUAUUAAAGAGCAUUAAGUGAGAAAGAAAAAUGGAGGUGGAAAACUUUGUGAAUCCGUUGGGAACCCUUCAAAUGGUCUCCAUAUUGAGUUGCAUGAGAUCAAUGAGUGAUGUUCUCUACGCGGAAAAUUUCCUUAAGGAAUCUGACAUCCAUAAACCGAUUGCAACAGUAAAUGCCUUGUAUCACUUUCUUCUGGACAACAAUGAUUCGAAUCUGAACGAAAGGAAACUUUACAUAGCCGGAAAGGUGGGAACCAGUUGCAAACUAAAGGGAGCUAGAGAUCCCAAUGUUGUCAGCAAAGUGUUGAAUCAUGUCAUUGAAUCUACUGUAUUUGACAAAUACGGCAGUAUUGAAGGUUUCAUAGCAUACAGUUCGAUGUCUUCUUCAGACUAUUCACUUCGAUUACCACAACAACUUAAGGAGACGUUGCAUAGAGUGGGUUUUCAAAACGAAAAAGGCGAAACAUCAUAUCUUGAUACUCUUGCAGUGGAACAAAUAUUUAACGAUUUGAUCCAACCGCUGAUACCAGAAAAUAAAAGAAAAUCAUCGAAACCAAGAAAUGGUAGAUUACGCACAAAGCGAUCUCCGUUGAUUCGUAAUUUAAUAGCAAGAGCAAAAAAUAUGCAAUCAGCCGUUAAAUUUGCAAUAACAAGUAACAUCAAAUUGUCAGAAACGGUUAUUAUCAACGAACUAUCAAAAUAUGCUUUCCAGGAACCAAAGCAAACAGAAUUUAAUUUUGUCAAAGACUGGGCGAACACUAAAUUCCAGAAGAUUCCCCCAUGGGCCGAAGAAUUAAAAAUAGAACUUGCUGAUGACUUCUACAAAUUAAAAUAUUUCGAAGUGAUGGGCAAUAAAGAUUUAACCGCCGCUGAUGCAACGAAGAAAAUCGACACUCUGUAUCCACUCAAAGAGAAUGCUGAUAUUAGGAAAAUUCUACCAGUUGACAAAGUAUUAAAGGACUUCAAGAGACUCGAAGCUUUCAAGGAAAUGCGAUUCGAAGAUUAUUAUGCUCUUAGAUGGUACGGCGACGAUGGAUUUGUGAAAAUGCACAAACCCUCAGAUCAGGAAAGAAGAAUGAAAAACGCCAUUUACAGAUUGGCAAUCAGACAAUUCGAGACGCCUGGCGAACAAUUCGCUCAACAGUUAUUUAGAGGAGAAUCUAGAACCACUGCAGAUAUUGAUCAAGUACUUGCAGACGAAAAGAAGGAAUUUGAAUUCAAUAGAUUUACAUCAACGUCUACUGACAUAAACAAGGCUAUCGAAUAUUCCCAGAACACUUUAGCUGGUCAAACUAGAGUUCUCUAUAAAAUGAAUUUUGCUGAACCAAUAAUAAGAGCUAAAGCUAAUCAUUUGCUAAUUAAGGACGAAAAUGAAACGAUUUUGCUUCCUGGAACUAAAUUUCAUAUUGAUAGCGUAGUGGAGAAUACUAAAGAUUGCGUUAGCCAAUCGGGAGAUGAAAUAAGGUGUAUCAUCGUUACACUUUCGUCUUUGGAAAAUAAAUCGAUGAUUUUAGAACGUGAAAAGAGUAUCAUGAAGAAGUUAAAAGAAUUGGCUCAAGAAAAAACGAUAUACUAUGUUGACCUGUGAAUCAAAAAUUACUUAUUGAGAGUAAUUUUAUAAAACUUAAUUUGUUAAAAAACAAAUUGAACGCGAGGAAAAAAAGUAUAGUUUUUAAUUUUUAUAUGUA